AUGGACGAAUGGAACGGGGGAAAUCAGAUUAAACCAAACGGCGGAAGUAAGGGUGGCCAGCGCUGUGCGAUGGUUGGAGGGCGAACAGGCUGGAGAGGGCGGGCAACCAACGAGAAGAGGCAGAGGAGAAAGGCGAAAAGGGGGCGGGCGGGACGGGGCAUUUUGUACUGGCUGAAGAGCCAAUUUCUGGCUGGUCCGGCUGGUCGGCCAACGACGUAUCAAAACCGUUCCAGUGGAGAAACCGAGUUGGAUACUGUAGGUCAAGCUGAUUUCCUCGAGAUUACACCCCUCGACGAGCCAUUACCCAAACUUACACAUGUUUACAUCACUUUUGUUACCGUGAUUCCUAGCCAACACGAAUUCCGUCGCUGCCCAACCCGUCGUCUGAUUGGUCAGUCGGAGCUAAAAGUGGACUCCGGUGGGGGCCAAUUCCGCGGUUUCUGGCUGGCCCGUGCCGACGAGAGUCAUCACGUUCCUUCAUCCAUUACUCGUACCAUACGGUAUCGAUACCGGAAUCCCGGGCAUCCCGAAGCACUGGUCAUGUGCAACCCAAACUCGCGCGGCGGUGAACACGGUGACUUGGAGUACUUUGGUGAUAAGGUGUAUCUCACCGCUAUCACAAAGUAUACUUGGACUCGAAAGUUGUAUCUUUAG
Messenger RNA from Penicillium cataractarum, 654 nucleotides. RefSeq lists its product as uncharacterized. Lineage: Eukaryota; Fungi; Ascomycota; Eurotiomycetes; Eurotiales; Aspergillaceae. The transcript is spliced from 2 exons. Bases 1 to 654 code for a protein of 217 amino acids. The record is from RefSeq and is a predicted model, not a curated record.